Aspergillus luchuensis is the source of this 507-nucleotide messenger RNA. Its product is annotated as Alb1 domain-containing protein. The record is from RefSeq and is a predicted model, not a curated record. Lineage: Eukaryota; Fungi; Ascomycota; Eurotiomycetes; Eurotiales; Aspergillaceae. The transcript has 3 exons. Gene Ontology annotation, cellular component: nucleolus; preribosome, large subunit precursor. Gene Ontology annotation, biological process: ribosomal large subunit export from nucleus. Bases 1 to 507 code for a protein of 168 amino acids.
AUGGCGAAAUCUAGGCCCCAGUCAAAACAUUCCCGCGCUGCGAGGCGGGCAGCUUCCCCCAGUCUCGAUGUCGACAAGUCCAUCACAUCUCUUCCGCGGGCCGAAGAAACUACAGUACAGCGGGAUUCGAUCCUAUCGGAACGCGCCAAUGCAGGCGUUUCGAAGAAAGCGUCAAAAGGCAAAGCUAAAACUAGAGCGCAGCGCUUGAGACAACAAAAGGGUGUGGAAAGAGCAGAGGCCGUGAUGGACCAGCUGGAGAAGAAGGUCGUUAAAAGUGAGAGCCGCGCCAAAUCCGUCAAGGCUCGUAGGGCUGAAUGGGAGGAUCUGAACCGUAAAACGAAGUCAAUGUUCGAAGCCCUCAACGAGGCCGACGAUAACAUGGACGAUGCCAUGAUGGACGAUGCUGCGGCUUCUAAGCCAGCGAAACGUUCGAAGCCGGCCCCUGUCACUCAGGCUCCCGUUGUGGAGGAACACGAAGGCAUUGACGUGGACGAUGAUAUCACCUGA